AUGGCGGAGAAAGUUAGAUACUACUUGGAACAAUCAGUUCCAGAGUUGGAAGAUUUAAAGAGAAAAGGGAUUUAUGAUAAGAAUGAAAUCACCAUGAUCAUGAGGAGAAGAACCGAUUUUGAGCAUAGAAUUCAAGGAAGAGGGUCAAAGCCAAGAGAUUUCUUAAAAUACGCAGAGUUUGAAACCAACGUUGAGAAGUUGAGAAAGAAGAGAUAUAACAGAUUAAACAAGGUAGGACUCAUUGAUACGAAACCUAGUUUGUCGGAUUGGGCAGGAUCUAGAAGAAUUUUAUUUAUAUAUGAUAGAGCUACUAAAAGAUACCCCGGCGACAUGAACAUAUGGUCACAAUAUUUGAAAUUUGCAAAGGCAAAUGGUGCAAUUAAGUUGAUCUAUAAAGUUUAUUCACGUUUAUUGCAAUUACAACCAAGAAAUAUCGAUGCGUGGUUAUCCGCAGCUAAAUACGAAUUUGAAACCAAUUCCAAUGCCAAAGGUGCUAGAGUUUUAUUCCAAAGAGGUUUAAGAUUAAAUCCUGAUUCGUUUGACUUAUGGAUCUCAUAUGCUCAAUUCGAAUUAACAUACAUUUCAAGGUUAUUGGCAAGAAGAAAGGUUCUUGGCUUAAUUACUGACAAACAACAAAAGGAAGAAAUGGAUAACGAAAAGACAAAAUUAGAUAAGGCUAUUUCUACAUCUGACUCUAAUGAUGAUCUUGAUGGUGACACCAUUAGCUUGCCAACAGGAGAUGAUGAAAUGAAGGAAGAAUUAACACAUUUACCAGAAGCGGAUAUGAACAUGUUGGGUAAUCCCGAAACUAAUCCAGCAUUGAAAGGGGAUGUAGCAUUAACAGUUUUUGAUUUAUGUAUUCCCGAAAUAUUAAAGGCUGUUCCAAAAGAUGCUGCUGCUUCUAAAAGAGAUGAUAAAGCAUUUGAAAUUAUAAAUCAAUUUAUGACGCUUUUUGAUAAAUUCAGUGAUUUGAAUAGAGAUUACUUAUAUUCACAUGUCUUAAAUUAUGUACAAACUAACUAUCCAAAUGAUUUGAGGACAUUGAUUAUUGAUAUUACCUUACCCAUCAGAAAUGUUGAAAUCAAUAACGAAAGCUUAUCUGAAUUAUUACAAUUAUCAGUCAACAAAUUUAUUGCAUAUAAGUUGAAACUUAAUGAUUCGAAACAGAAGGAAACACUUAUUAAUACAUACACCGAAUUUUUGACUGACAGAUUCCUUCAUUCUACUACUGAAAAGCCUUCAGAAAGAAUUGAUACUUUAUUACGUGCAAUUAUUAAGAAGUGCCGUACUAUUUAG
This is a messenger RNA of Debaryomyces fabryi, 1296 nucleotides long. RefSeq names its product snoRNA-binding rRNA-processing protein. NCBI's taxonomy places the organism in Eukaryota, Fungi, Ascomycota, Pichiomycetes, Serinales, Debaryomycetaceae. Gene Ontology annotation, molecular function: protein binding; snoRNA binding. The transcript has a single exon. Gene Ontology annotation, biological process: maturation of SSU-rRNA from tricistronic rRNA transcript (SSU-rRNA, 5.8S rRNA, LSU-rRNA). Bases 1 to 1296 code for a protein of 431 amino acids. The record is from RefSeq and is a predicted model, not a curated record. Gene Ontology annotation, cellular component: small-subunit processome; Pwp2p-containing subcomplex of 90S preribosome.